AUAUUUUUCAAACUUCAUACCUUGGUCACACUGUCUGCCAGCUGAGAAAUUAUUUUUAUUUAAAUUGUUUAAUUAAAAAUCUCAAAAAAUGUCCAUUGCGAAGCGUGUGCAGCAAUGGGCAACGUUCGCGCGCACUUGGCACAUUUACGAUUGCACCUGGCAGAAUCCAUUCGAGUCGGCAAAACUGGUUAAAACGCAUUUAUUGGGCCUCCAAAAGCCCAUUUACCACCCAAUGAAUGACUGCGGGGAUCAUGUGGUGCUGAUCAACACGCGGGAAAUCGCUUUGCCCGGUGACGAGUGGGUGAAGAGGGUUUACUUCCACCACACCGGCUAUCCUGGUGGCGCUUCGUGGACCCUGGCGUGGCAGCUGCACGAGAAGGAUCCCACGAUGGUGAUGAAGAAGGCCGUGUACAACUCGAUGCGCGGAAAUCUGCAGCGCAGGCACACCAUGCAAAGACUGCACUUGUUCGCCGACGAUCAGGUGCCCGAGGAAAUCCUGCAAAACGUCACGAAUCAAAUCCGCACGCCGCGCUCUAUUCCCCAGCGUCUGGAUCAUAUCGACAAAGAAACGCUGGAGAACUUCCCCAACAUUAUGGAUUAUCCCAAGGAUUAUAUCUUGCGUUGAUAUGCUGAUAGGAAAUCAUUGUAAUUAAGAUAAAUACAAAAUAUGG
Drosophila melanogaster (fruit fly) is the source of this 671-nucleotide messenger RNA. It is a transcript of the gene mRpL13, whose product is annotated as mitochondrial ribosomal protein L13. NCBI's taxonomy places the organism in Eukaryota, Metazoa, Arthropoda, Insecta, Diptera, Drosophilidae. The coding region runs from base 89 to 625 and encodes 178 amino acids. The transcript has 3 exons. The record is from RefSeq and is marked reviewed. Gene Ontology annotation, cellular component: ribosome; mitochondrion. Gene Ontology annotation, biological process: translation. Gene Ontology annotation, molecular function: structural constituent of ribosome.